CAUACAGUAAAUACGCCGCUAGAAUCAUUUGUUGGCGUAAAGCUUAAAGUUUUAAUCUACAAUUAGUCGUGCGGCGACUGAAUCAGUCGCGCGCACACCAACACUGAGGCAGCACGCUGACCAUCAUGGGCAACAUCUGCGGAGGAGCGAGCGGCCAGGCCGUGGAUCAGGAGGGAAAGCCUCUCACAAAGGUGACGAGAACAAAAGGCAGUCCCAAAGCUGCCACGGGACAAACGCCGGCUGCCGCCGCUGCCGUCCCAGCUGCGGGAGCAGCGACGACACAGCUACAGACGGCACGAGCGGCGGAGGCAACCGCAGUGGACGCAUCUGCAGAGGCCGCUGCCGCGCCGGCUGCUGAUGCGACGGCGGCGGUGGCUGCUGCAGCUGCUGUGGCUGCUCCGGCUGCCUUGCGAACUGCAGCCGUAGCAGAGUCUGGGGUCCCUGCAAACGCCGCCACUGGCACGAAAAAGCUCAACGUCCACAUCAUCUUCUACUCCACGCUGGGUCACAUCGAGAAGCUAGCCCGCGAAUACAAGGCGGCGCUGGAGAGCGAUGAGGAGGUGGAGGCGCACCUGUUUAGGGUGCCGGAGACCAUGAGCCCGGAGCAACUGGAAGCGGCAUGCGGUGCGGCACCACCCCAGCCUGAGGAUAUCCCCGUCAUCGACGUCACCAAGCUGCCGGACGCCUCGGCUUUCGUUUUCGGCUUUCCCACCUGGUUCGGCAUGAUGGCGGGUCAGAUGAAGAACUUCUUUGAUGCAACUGGCGCGUUGUGGCAGGCGGGCGCGCUGCACGGCAAGCCUGCCUCGAUCUUCACAUCAGCUGCCACGCAGUGUGGGGGCCACGAGACGACAUUGAUGACGUCUGUGACCCAGCUGGCCCACCACGGCAUGAUCUUUGUGCCCACCGGUUACGCGGCGGGCGCGGCAAUGUUUGGCAUCCAGGACGCCAAGGGCGGCUCGCCGUGGGGCGCGAGCAGCAUUGCAGGGCUGGAUGGCUCCCGGCAGCCCUCAGAGGAGGAGCUGGAGGCGCUCCGUGUGCAGGCCAAGCACUUUGGGGCCAUUGCUAAAAAGCUUGCGGCCUGAGCUUGUAAAAGCAAAGAGAGGGCAGUGGGUCAAGGGAAUGAGGGGGUUGCGGGCACGGCACGGGCUGAUGGGAGGCAGGCGUUUGUCACGAAACACGCAUGCGGCAUAUCAGUACAUGUUGUCAAGUGGGAAGAGCGAAAGUUGGUUUCCGGGGGUUUCGGACGCAUUAGUCAGUAGGCGCUUGAGUCUGCGCCUGUGCGCCGAGGGGAAUGGUGGAGACUUGAGCCAAGCUUGGCGGGUGCAUGGCACAAUAAGGGGCCUCGGCACGCCGGGAGCCUCCAGCUGCGCCCAAGCAAACAUGAGUUGUGCUGAACUGCGCGCAGUGAUAUUCUUGAAAUGCUGUCAUGUGAUUGUAUGCGGUUCCUCGAACCGGCUGUGCUUUUGCAGGGAUGCCGGAACGCGUCCCCUGCAUGCUGUCUGCUGGGCCAUGUAUGGUCAGGGCGCAUUCAUGGGCCUGCUGCUGCCCGCUCAGCGUACUGGUGCGUGCAAGUGGUGAGGAGGGUACAACUGUUACAGUGGCGUUAGGUGCCUACGUGGCUGCUUACGAGCACGCGGUGCAGCACGGCAGCAGCUUUCUUGUGAGGUUUGCGCAGUUGUGCUGGCGCCCGGGCCGCGCCUUAGGUACAUAUGGUUUCAUGAGUACUGUGCUGCCUGCUGCAGGCGCCGUGGUGCGCGCGUUCAGCAUUCAUACAAUGCAUGUGCGGCGAGGGCGUUGCCAUGAAAGUGAUAUUACAAUAAGGGACACUCAACUUGGAUACAGUGAUACACCUGAUGGCGUCCGCGUAACAUGCGAUGAAGCCGCCGCGCUUUCGACCCUGAUUCGCACUUAUUCGUAUGUGCCGCCGCGGCGGCCGCGCGCCGGAGUAUGCCGCAGCAUCGCAUUUCGUUCCUGUCCUGGUAUAGAAGCGCAUACAAAUAUGUGCGUGCGUGUAUCCCAAGCCAUGGAAGCUUGUCUGCGCCCUGUCCUCCUGACCUGCUCUCUGUUUGCUAGUCUGCCGUGUCAGCAUCCGAUGCCUACGGUGCCAUAGCGCAACUCCUUCUUAGCGGCCCCUGUCCCCCUACCACCAACUGCUGCGUACCAGCUUGCCUGUAAUUACCCAAGAUCCAGACCGAAACGUGCAAUGAAUACGGACAUGCACAGCCGCCAUGGCGCUCUAUCACUCCCGACGGGCUGCGCGCAUGCUCUCAUCCUGCCACCGGCAACUACUUAAAGCAAACUGCCGGUCAUGAGAACACAUAAACACCUUGCAGUGCUCUGCCAAGUGUAUAACUCGUAAGCAUCCCAGUCGUCCAUUAAAUUUAUGUGAUAUUACGUUAUGGACACUACGACAUUCCCACGC
This is a messenger RNA of Chlamydomonas reinhardtii, 2422 nucleotides long. RefSeq lists its product as uncharacterized. The record is from RefSeq and is a predicted model, not a curated record. Gene Ontology annotation, molecular function: NAD(P)H dehydrogenase (quinone) activity; FMN binding. Lineage: Eukaryota; Viridiplantae; Chlorophyta; Chlorophyceae; Chlamydomonadales; Chlamydomonadaceae. The transcript has 6 exons. The coding region runs from base 126 to 1082 and encodes 318 amino acids.